CGAGUAAUGCAUAUAAAGAUCUUAUGUAUAUUAUUCAACAUCUUAACUUUCACCCUGAACAUAUAAUUAAUAAUAUUAGACGAUUAAAGUCAUUAUGUAAUCGACUCUCUCUCCAAACAAUAAAGUGUCAUCAAGUACCAAUCCAGAACAUGAAGACAUCAUCAACGUCCACACCAUUCAAGAAUUUCUAUACUAUAUCAAUAAGCGAGCAUAUUAGAAGAAUCUUGGGUAAUAAAAGUUUACGAUCACAGAUGUACUUUGGGCCUGGGAUCGAAGCCAAAACAAAAUCUGAGUUUUGGCACAGAAAUAUCUGGCAGGAAUCACCCCUUUUCAGCCCAUCAUCGAUACGAAUAGAUCAUAAAUUAUAUUUAAUAGAAUCUUUCAUUAAAUAUAAGGAUGAAGAAACAAGAAUAGGAAGAAUUUUAGCUAUAGUCUCAACUUCGAAUGGUAUCAAAUUGAAGAUUCAACAUCUUUAUUUUGGUACCGAAUUACCAAGGAUAUUUGCAAGCUCAAUACGAAAAGAGUGA
Molecule: messenger RNA, 527 nt
Organism: Dentiscutata heterogama
Lineage: Eukaryota; Fungi; Glomeromycota; Glomeromycetes; Diversisporales; Gigasporaceae
Source: the annotation of a GenBank genome assembly